Messenger RNA from Anisakis simplex (herring worm), 237 nucleotides. Lineage: Eukaryota; Metazoa; Nematoda; Chromadorea; Rhabditida; Anisakidae. The record is from the annotation of a GenBank genome assembly.
AUGCAAUUGUUGCGUUGCGUUGGUUCACCUGAAAACGAAUUCGAGGAAUGGCGGAACGAUACAUUGAUCGACCGACGAAAUCGUCGCGUAAUGAAGGCGCGCGAUAGUCUGGCUCUUCCGGCUGAGAACAUUUUUGACUGCGGCAAAGAAAUCCGCCCAACACAAACGACUUUCAAACGAUAUAUGGUUAGUAAGUGUAAUGCGGAAGAGAGUUUGCAUAAAUUUGAGACAGCAUAG